GCCUGUCAUCUGAGCCUUGCUUGAUGCAUUGAUUGAUUCAAGGACAGUCCCCCGUUUCUGCGUCGUGGAUGGUAUGGAUGGGUGGGAUGGACGUUGGUCGACAUGAGUCUGGAUGGGAUUUCAGGUGCAUGGGCAAUCAUCAGCUCACUUUUUCUCACCCUCCACCAUCGGUUGCCCUGUUCCAGCUGUGAUGCGCCAUGCCUUUAGCUUGAGCCCUUUUGGCCCUUUCGGCCGCGCCAUGACGACAACGGGAGGGGGCGCGCCUCUGCAUUGUGGCCUCAGGACGUCCCGUCGGCUUCUUCUGGGCUUAGCCGCUGGGGCGAUUCUUUUUGUCGCUGUGCCUUCCAUUCGCCCACAUCG
Messenger RNA from Trichoderma citrinoviride, 360 nucleotides. RefSeq lists its product as hypothetical. The annotation marks the transcript as partial. The record is from RefSeq and is a predicted model, not a curated record. The transcript has 2 exons. NCBI's taxonomy places the organism in Eukaryota, Fungi, Ascomycota, Sordariomycetes, Hypocreales, Hypocreaceae.